Molecule: messenger RNA, 1521 nt
Organism: Paramecium sonneborni
Lineage: Eukaryota; Ciliophora; Oligohymenophorea; Peniculida; Parameciidae
Source: the annotation of a GenBank genome assembly
AUGACAGAUAUAUAGUCAUUAAAAGUAGCUUUUAUUGAAUUCAUUGAAAAAUUACUUCCAUCAAUAUCAGAUCCAAUGUCAAUCACAUAAUAAAAGUGUUAAUUACUUAUAAAAUUGCUCAAAGAUGAAGGUAAAACAAUAAAGGAUGUUUGUUUAUAUAUUUAAAACUUUAAAAUAGGACAUAUGAAAUCUACUACUAAUUAGAAAAUUGAAGAAGAUGAUAAAUUAAAAUCCCCAUUAAAAUCAAAAUAACCAGAUCUAGAGCUUUUUUAGCCAGAAUCAUAUUUUAGAUUAAGUAAGAAAUGCCUCCAUAAUAACUAGAUCUUCCGAACAAAGAUUUAAUAAUAAAGAAAUCUAGCCUAAAGAAUGGUGAUUUAAGAGAGAAAAUACUUAAUGCAUAAUAAAGCGAAGGGUAAGCAGAAGACACUUCAACUCCUCUUAAAUUGGGGAUAGAAAAAUUGAAAAGUAUACAUUAUAUUCUUAUGAAAAGAGACACCAAAAACAACUUCCACUUUUAAUCUAUUUUUUCAACAAGUAAAAGGGUUUUCAAUAGUAUCAAGAGAAUAUAUAAUUGAUGAUAUAUAACAAUGCAUGAAAGAAUUUCAAAGGCAUACUAAAAUUAUGGGAUGCAUAGAACAAAGAUCCUUUGAAGUCAAUAGUGGAGAAAUCACUGAUGUUGAUAAAAAAAUGCAUCAUUAAAACUAUAAUUUUACUUCUUACUCUAAACAAGUUGAAAGAUAAAAAUCUUUUAAGAAAAUGAGUAUAUUUGAACAAAAGAAGACUAGUGAAUUAAACAAUAAAGUAUAAAACAAUGAAAAAUUAAUACUACAAUAGAAUAAAUUACCAAUAUCAGAAACAGCCUCUACUUAAAAAGAAUAGGAAUCUAAUAAUUAUGAAUCUCAAUAAGCAUUAACUAGCCGUACAUAUUAAACUUCUAAGCCUUCCUUAUAUUCUUACAGAGUAUAAUAGAGGAGAAAUGAUUAAUAAGGUUAAUUAACUUCACGAAAUAUUUCAUCAUAAGAUUAAAAUAACGAAUAAAUUAAUAACAAAAAUAUAUAAAAUAAUGAAUCUGAAAUCUAAUAGUAAGAUCCUAAAUUCAAAGUUACCCCACUCUCGUUAGAAUCAACAAGUAACCAAAUUUCUGAAAUCAUUAAAUUAGGAACUAAUCCCUCACCAAAAUAAACAUCCAAAAGAUCUAUAAAUGAAACAAGUUCUUUAAAUACUUAAAUUAAUUCUCUUCCAGUUUCACCUGUUUUAAAUAAUAAUAAAUUUACUAUCGAAUCGAAUUAAUCUUAAAAUAAUUUUCAAGAAUAAUCAAACAAUGAAGAAAUUAAAGUAGAUUCAAAAUAAGAAGUUCCAUAGAAAAAUACUUAUACACGAUUUAAUUACACUCAAUAAAGGCUAUAAUAGAUUAGAGGAAACUUAAUCUAAAAUAAUUAUAGAGGGUCAUUAAAUAAUUAUGGAGAUGAUAAACCUAUGGAACUUCGAUUAGAUAUCAAACAAUUGGAUUAAAAUUUUUGA